Messenger RNA from Plodia interpunctella (Indianmeal moth), 3706 nucleotides. Its product is annotated as zinc finger protein 287-like. Gene Ontology annotation, molecular function: RNA polymerase II cis-regulatory region sequence-specific DNA binding; DNA-binding transcription factor activity, RNA polymerase II-specific. The transcript is spliced from 2 exons. The record is from RefSeq and is a predicted model, not a curated record. Bases 148 to 1992 code for a protein of 614 amino acids. NCBI's taxonomy places the organism in Eukaryota, Metazoa, Arthropoda, Insecta, Lepidoptera, Pyralidae. Gene Ontology annotation, biological process: regulation of transcription by RNA polymerase II. Gene Ontology annotation, cellular component: nucleus.
UUGUAUAGUUGACAGCUAGUAUAAACUAUGGCCGCUUCGUCAAUUCGCGCUCUAAAAUCUUACUUGCUAUGACAUUUGUUGACGUUGUUACUUUAUUUAGUUUUAUCCUUUCGUUUUAUUGUUUUCCCUUUAGAAUUGCCUCUUCAAAUGUCCGUUUGCAAUGGAGUUAACACAAAAAAGUUCUCACGUAAACGUACCCAGCCCUCAAGACUUGGUGAAAGCAAGACGCAUAUUGAAGAGAAAGAUAUCGCGUUUGAAAUAUUUCGGGGCUUCGAAAAGAAGCCCGUGGUUGUCGUGCCUCGUUACGACAUCACCCCGUUUCUAAACAAAUCCCGCAAAACAAUCAAUACUAGAAAUCUACGAACAAAUAACACAGUCGUCCAAGCGAAAAAUGUCGCCAGUCUCAUUAAGUUCGUGAAGGACUGUUCAGUGAGGGUUGCGAGUCAUGACUUAAGAAAGCUACAAGGAUCGUUGUCGAUUCAGUCUCCACGUUCAGAUAUCUCAGAGUCCAAUGCCGACGAAGAAAUGGGUCAUCUAAGGUGUAAAAUUUGCGAAAAAGUAUAUUCAAGCGAAAAGAAACUGCAGAACCACCAGCAAAAUAAACAUAUGAUCGUGUACAGGCCAGAAAAGAAGCCGCAGAAAAAGGUAUCCUUCUCUGACCAUGUGAUAAUCCACGAAGUAAAGGAAUACCACAAAUGCAGGAAGUGCCCUAGGAUAUUUGAAGACUACAAGUCGUUAAAAAGCCAUAUGAAGGAAUUCCAUAAAAAACGUAAAUGUUACAUUUGUAACUAUUGUAAUAAAAAGUUUGUGGACAGGAUGUUUUUCAAAGUCCAUAUACGGCUGCACUGUGAUGUUUGUGGUGUGCUAUUAAAGAACAAGUCUAAAUUUCAAGAACACCGUCGAUCAGUCUGUCGCGUGCUGAAAAUGCACCUUUGCAAAACUUGUAACUGCUCUUUCUUUAGAUUUAUGGAUUUAAAAGACCAUAGCUACGAACAUUUGAGUACAUUUUUUAUUUGUGACAUAUGUAAAGAUCAGUUUGCUACGAAAUGUGCAGUAGCGCAUCACAUAUCAUUUUUACAUUGUAAACGUAGACCAACAUUGAUGUACGACAUGAGAAAUUUGGGAUCAGAGAGGUUGUACCUUUGUAACUUCUGUGACGAAAGCUCUGUUGACCGUGAUUUGAUAGAGGCCCACGUUCAAGCCUUGCCAGACUUGUCAAACCGUGCAAUGACAGGUUAUAAAGAUUAUUAUUUCUGUGAUCAGUGCUUGAAGAAGUUUGACACAGAGAAAGACAUGUUACAACACAAAUGGACACAUUUUCUAAAGACUACUGACAAUUCACAGAUGCGGGAAAAAGAAAAGGCAAAAGGAAAAAUUAAAACUACAUAUAAAGUUGGUGAAAAGAUUCCAGAGUAUAUGAUGCCGAGUAUUGUUUUGGAGAAAAUCAGUAUCGGGGGCAAAGUUCUCGAGGACACUAUAGAUUUCGUUGACGUCAACAAUUUUGACAUUCAUCAUGGAUUGAUCAAGAAAGCAAUAGUAGACCCCAAGAGUAAAAAGACUCUUCUUUCCAAGCAUCAGUGCCCGACCUGUCACAAAUAUUUCUCGUCAAGAUACUGCAUGAACCGACACAUAGAGAAUGUACACCAUGCAAACCGAGACUACGAGAACUUGAGGUGUAAAGUUUGUGAGGAAAUAUUUGUUUGGCCAUCCCUCCUCCAAUCACACAAAUGUAUCCGCUCUUUCAUCCCAGAAAUGCCUUUCGAAGAUGCCAGAUCGGAGAUACAUUUUGACAACCUUCACGAAAUAACCCAAAAUGGAAUAGAUGACUUUAAUAUAACAGAUCAUGAAGACUACAUAAACUCAGUGGACUUUGAAAUACCAGCUCCAAUUGUGACAUUGAGUGAGUGUGAUGAACAGUAUAUUCCAAAUGACAAUCCGAUACAGAACUUAGGUUAUAAAGUGAUUAUGCAAGAAGUACCUAUAGAAUUUUAAGAUUAGAGCAGUUUAUAGUGUUGACACUUCAAAUUUCUCUCUCUUGUCUGGGCGAUUUUCUAAUUGGAGCCCAGUUUCCGCUUUCCUAUAAUUUCUUCUCCACUUAAGUCAGUGUGCAUAAGAACGAGUUUGUUUCAUACAUUUGGUCAGGUGUAUCAUACACACAUACGCACAAUUUAUACAUAUAUCGGGGCCAGAUAAACCUGACCCCCCCCUGUGUUAGUUAGGUGAGAGGUACUGUACAACAGUACAAUUUUUAAAAUAUCGAAAUUUUUGUCAUGAGUAGGCGGCGUUGCUGUGAUCAGUUCAGUUUUGUUUUUUAUUAUUAUUAUUAUAUUAGGACAUGCAUGUAUCUAAAAUGUACAUAAAACAUAUAUAACUUAUCAGAGACAAUGCAAUGUCUAUCUUAGAAUUCUGAGACAAAUAAGUCUCCGCCGGACGACGAUGGUCUGCUAUUUAUCGAAGAUAGAUUCCCCUGAUAUUAAUUUAUUAUAUGCUAUAGACUUUAUAAAUAUCUAUGGUCUCUGCCAAAUAUAUUUCCGUUAUUUUUUUUUUAUUGUCCAGCAUAAUCAUGUCGAACAUCCCAAAAUCAUUGUAAAGUAGCCAUUGUCAUCAUCAUCAUAGCUUGAUAUUAUAUACUUAUGUAAACUUUGCCAUAUUAUUAAACAUAAGAUGUGGUUUUAGUCUUUUUUUAUGUUCCAUAGGUUUUAUUUAUAUUUAUUAGGUAUUUAAUUUUUUUCAAUACUAUACAUUUUAGGAUGUCUUUAUAAUGGACGAAAAAUAUACAUUUUCGAACGUGGAUCAAUCAACUUCCUUUUCCAAUGCGUAAACAUAAUUUAGCUUUGCGAGUUCCAAUAUUACUUAUAGCUUCAAGGUCACAAUACGUGCUAAAAAAAAGAGGACUGUCGACAUACGGUUUGCCUGUGCAAUGGCCUAGGGCAAUGGUAUAUCCUUAUAUUAUAAAUGCGAAAGUAAGUUUACGCGGGCGAAGCCGCGGGCAACAGGCUAGUUGGCAUAUAAAUCUUCUACUGCCACAGUCUACUGCGUAGGCAAACCAAAGAUAAGUGAGAUCUCAAUUUUCGCGGCGCGCAUAUUAAAUUCAGUAAUAUUACAGAAAGAAAAUUGUAUUAAAAUUAAAAGGUUUUUAAUAACGUUUAUUGCUGUUUAAAAUUUUACUUCAGUGUUAAUUUAUCUCGGCCACCUGACAUGUUAAUUUAGAUCUGUUUAGUAUAUUAAAUAAAAAUUAUUUAUUUCAGGCACAUAAUAUAAUACCAUAAACAUUGUAAUUUUUCUAUAAUUGUAAUUUUAAAAGUUUUCAAUUUUUUAAAAUUACAAUUAUAGGUUACAAAUAACAAAGUACCAAAUUUUUAAGUAACAUAUUUAUUAUAAAUUAAUACACAAUAUGUAAGUCAUGUUUUACGUAUAUUUUACCCAGCAAGGGUCAUUCAGGUAAGCAGUGCAGUACACAGCCCUAACAAUGUUAUUAUUGCACUGGCGUAAGCGCUGAUAGAAAGAAAAUUUUAUUCUACGUAGAAUAGCAAGACAGUCAUUUACCCUAUACGAACGAACAUGCGACGCGCUACAUCUCCACGGCAGCCCGGGCUGAGUAUUGAUAUAAUAUAUUAAUACUUGUCAUGAACCGUUUUGACAUGAAAAAAUAUAUUUAAAUGUUUACAAUAUUUGUUUAAGAAUAUACCUACUUUAAUGUAAUAAA